This is a messenger RNA of Sordaria macrospora k-hell, 2097 nucleotides long. RefSeq lists its product as uncharacterized. The record is from RefSeq and is a predicted model, not a curated record. Lineage: Eukaryota; Fungi; Ascomycota; Sordariomycetes; Sordariales; Sordariaceae.
AUGAGUGACCCAACCCAACAACAAACCGGGCAACAACAGCCUGAUCCCAUCCAAAAUGCCCAAACCCUCCUCAAAGCAAAAGACGACACCUCCCGCUUCGUGGGCCUCGCCCUUCUCAAGUCAGUGCUCGACAACUCGGAGGAGUUGAGAAACAACAAAGAGGCAGUCCGCGGUCUCUGGAAAAGCGUUCCAUCAAAGUUCCUGGAUCGGCUAAUCAAGACCGGCUCCUCGCGUCAGCAACAGCCCGAAGGAGUAAUUCAGAACAAUGACAAGAACAAGAAUGCCCGGGACAUGCUAGAUCUGGCCGUGGCCAUCAUCCAUACCUUUGCCGCUCUGGUUCCAGAGGAAAAUAAACGAGACUCGAGGUUUACAGAGAGGAUACCGAAUUUGGUUGCGUGUCUUUUGAACUGUUCACCUGAAACAACCAAACUAGUCCUAGAAACCCUCUCCUCCCUCGUCACCACACCAGACGGCGCCCGUGCCUUCAUCUCCCUCGAAGAUGCCAGCACCCUAAUCGAAAUCGCCCCCUCGCAUCCCUUGGUCCUCGACAUCUUCUUCUACGCCUGGCUAAACGUCAUGACCUCUACCCAAGAAAAGAACCUCCUGCGUACCAAGAUCGACACGACCAUCACCGCCCUCGUCUCCUCCUUCAAGGGCACCGACGCCGUCACCCUGCUUGACUUCCUCGCCAACUUACUAUCCCGUCUCGAGCCCCAGGUUUUACCUCAAAACCCCCAAUGGCUACCCACCCUCAACGCCUUCAUCCGCAACCUUGUCUCCAGCCGCCCAACUCCAGCCGGAAGAGCAGCUUACACCAACCUCUCCGCCGCCCUGCUAGAAGUCUAUCCCACCAUCGCUCCGCAGUUGCUCUUCACCGACACCCCCCUGGACCCUUCAGGAAAAGGCAAGGGCAAAGACGACAGAGGAGACAACAGAGACAAAAAACCCUUCUCCUACCUCUUCAUCUCCAUCCUGCUAAUCGACAUCCGCUCCACAUCCCCCACUUUACUCUCCCAACUGAACAACCCUUCCUACCCUCAAUCAGCCCGUCGCCUAAGUUCCGCAUUCAACAUCAUCUCGCACUAUCUCGGUUUCCUUUUACGGUCUCUCGACUCUGACGACGACGACGACGAAACUGGCACAUCAGUCAUCGACCCCGAAUUUUCUGCUAAGCUACGCACCUCCCUCUCCGAAACUUUCUCCCUCACCUUAGAAUUCCUUCGCGACCGGUUCGAUGCUUCAGUUGCGGGGGCUAUGGGACUGGAUCCUUCUGCGCGUAGCGCGGCUGCUCACGAUUCGCGGUCUGGGGCAUCGCACUUAACUCUCUCGUGGGAAUCGAUGAGGGAUGGUGGUGUAGAAAGGGACCCCCUAAUCCUAGCAGCCAUCAGGGCGUUGGCGAUCUGGUUGCGAGAAGACGACAACGAGCAACUCCGAAAGGAAGCGAGUGGCCUGGGGGAUUUAUUUGUUGAACUCUACCACCGUAGCUGCCAAGCUAACCUCAACCCAUCCACUCCCAACCCCAGCUCCAACGAAAGAAACGAAAAGUUGGACUUCAGGAGACCAAUCCUAAUGGCCUUCGAAGGAUUAAUCGAAGAGCGCAAAGGCGUUGAUUCCUUCCUUACCAACGGGGGCUGGCAAGCUCUAUCUCAAGACCUCAUCACGAUUCUGCAAAACAGUUCCACGACAGUGGCUGAUGAAGCAGAAGCAUCCCGCGGCACCGAAAUCGUGCGCGUCCUCUUGCAAGUAGCAGAACAAGAACGGCCCGGCCCAAAAGAGGAGUGGUUAGAUCUCGUUACUCAAGUUGCUGCUUGGCCUGUUCCUGACGAGCGAGACGAUGAGGAGGAGGACGAAGAGAUGCAAGAUGCGGGACGGAAGGAGGCAAAGCUGGUGGUGUAUGAAUUCCAAGUUGCCGCGCUACAGCUUGUUACUGCACUUUUGGCGGGUAGUCAUCAGGGGGUGCAGAGACGGUAUGUACAUUCUACCAGCGCGGUGUUGGGGAUUGCGAGGGUUUUGAUGGGGAGGGUGAAGAGGGUGGGGGAUGGGGAGUUGGUGGAGGCUUUGGAGGAUGUGGAGGGGACUUUGGGUGGGUUGAGGUAG